GAUGGGGAGGAAGUGAAAAAAAAGUCUCUUUCGGUUCCCCGUGAAAGUACUUCUACUUGUACCUGCUGCAUGGAAAAGGGAAGUAAAGACUUUUAGUGCCGCUUGUGUCCUUCAGGUGGACAAUAUUCGACCCUUUUUUGUGCCAGGGCGGACACGAUGGCGGCAAUGGACGUCCAGCAGGAGUUUAAAGACGCCGAUGAGAUUCUAGCGCCCCCCAAUGGCCCUAUGAAUGAAAUGCUGGACGUGGGGCAGGAAGAGCAGAUGGAGGAGUUUCUGGGCCCGCAGGCAGAAUACAACGAGGAAGAGGAGGAGAGAAAAUACUACAGACGGAAGAGAUUAGGAGUCAUCAAAAAUGUGGUUGCAGCCAGUAUCGGAGCCAUGAUGGUGUACAGCGUGUACAUGGGGUUGCUGCAGAUGCAGCUCAUCCUCCAUUAUGACACGACCUACCGGGAAGUCAAGUACAGCAACCUGGGUCUGGAGGACAUUGAUCGUAUGAUGCAGAGGGGCAUCAACGUCACGCCCGUCGUGGCCCUGCUUUAUACACCUGUUCUCAUCAGGUUUCUAGGAACAAAGUGGAUGAUGUUCCUCGCUUCAGGAAUCUAUGCCUUUUUUGUCUCCACCAAUUACUGGGAGCGCUACUACACUCUGGUUCCCUCCGCCGUCGCCAUCGGCGUGGCCAUCGUGCCUUUGUGGGCCUCCCUCGGAAACUACAUCACGAGGAUGGCACAGCAGUACUACGAAUACGUCAACUACAAGGAGGAGCACGUGCAGGACCAGAAGAAGAUUCCCAAAGGAGCGUGCCACAAAUACAUCAUCAUUUUCCACUCGGUCUUCAGUCUCAUCUUCCAUCUGAGCUUCAUCUUUGCUGAGUUCCCCACGUGCUUCUUCCUCAACGACCACCUGCUCAACAACGACCACGAUACCUACAACGUCCAAAAGUGCGGAGCCACAGUCCAAGGUGUGAUUCCUGGAUUUAAUACCACCGUGCUGAAAACUCUCCCAAGCUCCAUGCUGCUGAUCAAAGUGGAGAGCGUUCUCAUGGGCUUCGCCUUCCUUUCCAUGAUCAUUUUCCUCGUGCUGUGUGGCGCCGCCUACCGCCCGACGGAGGAGAUCGACCUCCGCAGCAUCGGCUGGGGAAACAUCUUCCAGCUUCCUUUCAAGCAUCUCAGGGACUACCGCCUACGACUGCUCUGCCCUUUUUUCAUCUACAGCGGACUUGAGGUCCUCUUUGCCAUCACCGGCCUGACUUUGUCCUACGGCGUCUGCACGCUGGGUCUAAAGAAGCUGUGUCUCCUCAUCAUGGUCUACGGAUGUUCUUGCUCCGUCUUCUCCUCCCUGUCCCUCGGCCUUCUGCGUCUCCCGCGAUGGACGUGUCUUACGGGAGGCGCCGCCGUGCAUUUUGUGCUUUUGGUGGUCCUCAUGGUUUUUUCCCCGACUCCCCAAAACCUUAAAUACGAGGCCCCUCUGCUGGUCAUCUCCAUCCUGUGGGGACUCGGCACGGCCCUGAACAAGACUGGAGUCAGCACCUUGCUUGGUAUUUUGUAUGCCGAGGAGAAAGAACGCCUGGACUUUGUCUACACCAUCUAUUACUGGUUGCAGGCCGUCGCCAUCUUUAUUGUAUAUCUCUGGUCCAAGCUGCCGAUGAGGGCCAAACUUGCCAUCCUGUUGACUACGUUACUGCUAGCAUGCUACUGCUACUGGGUGAUGGAGCGCCGCCUCGCCAAGAAAGUACGCCACAGACUGCCCCGCAUCCCUCGGCCAAGACACAAGGUGAAAGGCUAUCGCUACCUGGAAGAAGGCAACUCGGAUGAGUCGGACUCGGAGAGAAGCGAAGAGGAUGACGAAAAGGAUGUGGAGCACGUCGAGGAAGAGGAGCAGUCGGCAAACGAGAUGGGAGCGGAGGACACGGAGAAUGAACGCCAUGAUGGCGAAGCCACAGGAGCUGACUCGCUCAGGCCCAGGAGGAAGAGGGCGGAGGGGCAGCAGCAGCACAGAGAGGAGGACGGCCAUGUGAAGGAGGGCCAUAGAGGGUGACGGACGUUCAGAUGGGAGGAAGAGGGUGAGCGGUGUCGCCUUGUGUUGUUCAUGCAAUUUGGGAUCAUAAUUGAAUGAUCUUUAAGACCAUAAUUAGCUAAUUCACAUGAACGGGUGCAGGGAAUUCACCAAAAUGGCAGCUGUUGUAUUUCUGGACAACAAAAGAGCAUUUUAAUGGACAUAUUUUACUAACCGGAAAAAGUGUCUCCAAACCUUUGAAUGCGAUCAGAAAGUGUCUCCAAAACCUUUUAGUGGUAGCAGUAUGAGUCAAAAGUUUGGAGACACUUUAACAUUCUAUAACAUGGGACACUGUCUCCAAACUUUUGAGUCAAAAGUUUUGAAACACUUUAUCAUUCAAUAAUAUGAGACAGUGUCUCCAAACUUAUGACUAUUAUUGCUCACAGUCAAAAGUGUGGAGACAAUGCCUCAUGUUAUUGAAUGAUAGUGUCUCAAACACUGUCUCAUGUUAUUGAAUGAUAAAGUGUCUCCAAACACUGCCUCAUGUUAUUCAACGAUAAAGUGUCUCAAAACUUUAAAACUUUUGACUCAAAAGUUUUGAGACACUGUCUCGUGUUAUUGAAUGAUAAAGUGUCUCCAAACUUAUGACUCUUAUUGCUUAUCAUUCAAUAACAUGAGACAGUGUUUGAGACACUUUAUCAUUCAAUAACAUGAGGCAGUGUCUCCAAACUUUUGACUGUGAGCAAUAAUAGUCAUAAGUUUGGAGACACUUUAUCAUUCAAUAACAUUAGGCGGUGUCUCAAAACCUUUGAUUCAAAAGUUUGGAGACACUAUCAUUCAGUAACAUGACAGUGAGCAACAUAACUGUAACAUAACAUAACUUUGAGCAAUAAUAAGCCAUAAUAGUCAUGAGUUUGGAGACACUUUAACAUUCAAUAACAUGAGGCGGUGUCUCCAAACUUUUGAGUCAAAAGUUUAAAAGUUUUGAGACACUUUAUCAUUGAAUAACAUGAGGAAGUGUCUUCAAACACAUUUCAUGAUUUGGCUCCGAGACGUUGUGAAGCAGGAGUAUCAAACUUUUUUGUGCCACAUGCUGAAAAAUCCAACGCUAGACGCUAAAGGGGUCAUUUUCACAUUUUUCAUAUAUUGACAACAAAUAUAAUAUAUAUAUUAUUAUUUGCAUCAACAUUUCAACUGUCUUUUUGCUGUACAUGAUGCUAAGUGCUAAUGUUGGCACGUGCCAGAUUGUGAGCGAUACCAGAUAUCAUUAGUUAUUGAAAUAUUGUGCUGGUUGUUGUCCUGUGUUCCUCCGCAAUAUGAAAUAUCAAAUAUAUUAUACCCAAAUAUCAUUACACUUGUUGCAUCAUAUCUUCACAUGACUCCUAUUCUUCAACUAGCGUAGUCCAACCUCGCUGCUGGUGGGCGGGAUGCAAUGGUGACAAACAGGAAUAUCCAUCCACGGUUGGCUGUAGCAUAACAGGGAGGCGGAUACAGCGACACCUGGAAGAGCCGUAGUGUUGGGAACAUGGGAGUAUGGGACCAGAUGAAUCCGGGGGCCUCCUUCCACGGUAAGAAGGAAGAUGAUUCAGCCUGAAAGAACCUUGUGUUGUGUUCAAGUGUUAGGGUUCUGGUUUGGGUG
Messenger RNA from Doryrhamphus excisus (bluestripe pipefish), 3631 nucleotides. RefSeq names its product unc-93 homolog B1, TLR signaling regulator (gene unc93b1). Gene Ontology annotation, molecular function: Toll-like receptor binding. The record is from RefSeq and is a predicted model, not a curated record. Gene Ontology annotation, biological process: intracellular protein transport; toll-like receptor 7 signaling pathway; toll-like receptor 3 signaling pathway. Gene Ontology annotation, cellular component: lysosome; endosome. Lineage: Eukaryota; Metazoa; Chordata; Actinopteri; Syngnathiformes; Syngnathidae.